AUGGCAGAUGUCAAUAAACCACGAGGGAGGGGUAGACCAAGGGGCCGGGGUGGUAAUGCUGCAAGUCGAGUGCAAGCACCCCGGGAAGCCCAGAACAUUGCUGCGGCGCCUGUAGCACCUGAACUGAUAGCGCGACGCAACAAGCGACGGGUCGAAGAACUUGAACGAUCCAAUUAUACAGAUGUCAGAAACACUGAUCUGGGGACCGGUCUAGCAGGUAACCGGAGUCGGACGACACUCGCAGACGACUGUAACAAGGGUCGGAAGAAGUCUACUACCCAUGUGCGGUCGAUCCUAUUGUACCGAAAAAAUCUAAAUGCGAUUAUCGAACAAGAGGGGUUGGGAUCACUUCCCAGCCAUGUGCCCAGCUAUCUGACUGCCGCAGCACCUGAGAGCGCGACAGAAGCCCGAAAAUUGUGUUCGCCACGCAUACGGAUACACGUUGUGAACGGCGAAUUGCUUGAUGUCGCGGCAAUUACACGCAAUGAUGGGUUCGAUUCGGUCGGUGAGAACAGCCUUAGCUUAGGGUUGGAAACGAGGGAUCGCAAUCAAGACUGGGUCCUAGAUUUGCAUAUACGCAACUGGGCCUACCCAAACUGUGGUCUGGCGCUUGUCGGCGGUGGCUCGGUCGAGGCAGCUACCUAUUGGAAUGAUGUUGAACGCCACGGGCAGCAUUGUGUCACAAUGUGCAUAUAUGCGAUUUGGAGCCUUCAAAGAGAGGACGAGCCGACCGGAACCGCUCUCUCAAUUGUAAGCAACGACCACCUUUUGCUAGAAGAAUUAUCUGUCAAUAUGGGCGGAGAUCAUAUGUGUCCUGUAUGUUCUGCGACAUUUACACGGCCCCAACACGUAGCACGCCACAUGCGCUCCCACACUGGAGACAGACCCUACGCAUGCCAGACCUGCGGAGACCGCUUCGCAAGAAGUGACCUGCUCUCUCGCCAUGUGAACAAGUGCCAUACCCCCGGCGGCCUUGCCAAUACAACGUCGCGUAAGCAGGGGGCGCGCAACCAAUCAGCAGCCUCGGAUGACAAGAAGCGCCGUCCAUGCGAGGAGUGCACACAAAGCAGUACCAAAUGCGAUUUUGGACGCCCAUCAUGCAAUAAUUGUUCCUCACGUGGUUCCAAAUGUAACUAUCCCAAGACGAAGCGUCCCCGUCGAAACACCAACCCUUCUCCCAACAACGUGCCUGGAACACUUCCCGAACACGCUAUCUCCCUCCCCCAAGAGCCGAUGAUAAACUCAUUUGGCCAUUACCAGGAAGAUAUGCCACCCUUCAAUUUCCACUACCCACCCCCUGACAACCCCAUCGCCAUGCCCCCUAUAUUCGAUAACACCGUACCAAUGCCCAAUCCGGCCUCGAACACGUUUAUGGGAAGCCCAGAAGCGCCUUCUCUUUCCUUUUCGGCCGCAACAAGUGAAAGCGCCGACUCAUCUCCAUGGAAUGGCAUGGACCUGAUGGGACUGAACAACGUACCCAGUAACUUUGAUGGCGGUGUCUUCCAUGAUCCCAACGCGCCUAGCUACACAUCAUCGCACAAGUUUCAGACCUCGAUGGGCAGCCCGUUCAGCUAUAAUAUCGAUUCACAACACGAGCCAAGUCAAAUUCCACUGACUACGCUUCACCAGCGCCCGGCAUCAGCCUCUUAUCAGCGUCACUCGAUCCAGCACCAUCAGCGCCAUCGCUCGUCUCCUUCACUUGAUGGAUCUCAUCAACUUCUUAAUCAAGCGCUGUUGCGCGCUCAGGGUCAACAAUACCCUGCCAUCACCCCGACUAGACUGUACAUGCACCGUGGCAGCGUAAGCGCGAGUGACUCGGGUACGGACUAUGAAUCUUCUGGAAGACCGGGAACCGCUAGCGAAUACACCGACUUUCCUAGCCCAAUGAGUCUAGUUGGUUCGGAAUCCGGAAGUACCACCAGUAUUGGACGUGCGAUCGACGAUAUAGCCUUGCAUGACCCUGGCGCUAGCUCUCUGCUUUCCAUGGGCCCUAUGAUGGUCCCCGGGAUAGGUAUGGGGACUGGACUCACCCCUCAGGUCGAGUCUCCGUCUAGGCCCUCUAUGACGCAACGCCAAUCAACCUUCGGGGAUCUCAAGGCUUUCUGGAACGAAUGCAUGGAUGGCCAAAACCAGCCCAAUGGCGAGGGCCGGGGGCACUCUUUGGCCAAGAUGACGUCAAUGCCUUGUCUAAAGACGCCGAGAGGAGAUGCAACCCCCCGUGCCGCUGCGGUCGAUCCCCUCACUAGAAUUGGCCAGCAACGGCCUCAGUCCGGAGCCGGCCAGACUCCUCGCGUGGGUGGGCCGGAGACUAAAGGGCUCGAACAGUAUCGUAGUGCCUUGAAUGCGCUACCAGCACCGUCUCUCCAGAUGGCACCCAAGAUGAAAGCUGCAGCAGCUAAGCAAGAAGAGUCUGAUUCGAAAACCAAUAUCAAGAACGACCCAACCUUCCCCCCUCCUUUUGCUCCCGGUACCCUCCAAGGUGAUGCCUGGCGCUCAUUGAUGACCAACACUGGAUCGUACGUCGUGGAACCGAGCAACAAUCGACCAAACUACAAGCGCUUGCCGUCUCAGACGCUUGGGCCCGAGAAUAGCAAGCGUGCCAAGGACGGUGACGAUAAUGCAGUUUUAACUGACGACGACGACGAUGACGCGACGGAAACCGAUUAUAAGCAGUCGCAACAGGAAUGGCACCGUCGGAUGAGUUUACCAGCACUGGGUCGUUCAGGUGUUGGUGCAGCCCGGUUGCGCCAGCCGCAGCCAGUACCUGCAUCAGGCAGGCAAGGCGGCGUACUCAACUGA
Messenger RNA from Rhizoctonia solani, 2799 nucleotides. RefSeq names its product C2H2 zinc finger. The record is from RefSeq and is a predicted model, not a curated record. Bases 1 to 2799 code for a protein of 932 amino acids. Gene Ontology annotation, biological process: regulation of DNA-templated transcription. Lineage: Eukaryota; Fungi; Basidiomycota; Agaricomycetes; Cantharellales; Ceratobasidiaceae. Gene Ontology annotation, molecular function: DNA-binding transcription factor activity, RNA polymerase II-specific; zinc ion binding. The transcript is spliced from 9 exons.